AUGCGUCGCCCUGGGGGUGCUGAGCAUGGUGGUGCUGAGCCUGGGGGUGCUGAGCCUGGGGGUGCUGAGCCUGAGCGUGCUGCGCCUGGGGGUACUUUGGCUUCUGGAGGUCCUCCGGGUGUCUUGUCCGGUCGGGAGACGCUCUCUCCACUACAACUGCGCGAGUGGUUUGCUCGGCGCUGGAGCCUCCUGAGUGGUGCUGCUAGAGCUGGAGCUGCGGGAGGUGCUGGAGCCACUGGUCCCGGAGGUGCUCGUACUGGAGGUACUGGAGCUGCUGGGGCUGGAAGUGCUGCUGAAGCUGCUCGAGGUGCUGCUAGAGCUGGUUCUGCUGGAGGUACUGGCACUACUGGAGCUGGAGGUGCUGCUGGAGCUGGAGCUGCUGGAGGUACUAGAGCUACUGGAGCUGGAGGUGCUGCUGGAGCUGGAGCUGUUGGAGGAGCUGCUGGAGCUGGAGCUGAUGGAGGUAUUGUGGCUGCUGGGGCUGGAGGUGCUGCUGGAGCUAGAGCUGGAAUUGCUACAAGAGCUAGAGCUAUUGGAGGUACUGGUGCUGUCGGUGCUGGUUCUGGAGGCACUAAGCGACCGCGAACGUACUUCGUUCCCUUGCUUCAGCAGGUUCUUGGUCUCCCGCCUUCUACUGACCUUUCUCCUCCUUUACUGUAUCCACCGCCUAACCAGUCCCAACCGCAGUUACAGCCAGCCUCCCCACUGCCUGCUCCUUCUCCUUACACUGAGCUGCCCGAAGGUCUUACAGAGCGACGUGAGCCUGCGUCUCGUCCUACGUCGCCUGUUCGCGCUGCUCGCACUGGUCGUCGUGUUCCGCGUCAGCGUCCUCCUCCUGUCCCCAGCACGCACCAGAUGGCACUUCGUCCUUCCUCUGUUCCACUGCAUGUCCCUCUGCCGUUUCCUCCUGCGUCCUUUCUUGCUGACGGUCCGGACCCAGAGUCUGACUCACUUCGUGCUGCCAGCCCUACUGUCACGCGUCUGCUAGUUAUUGUUGUCACUGACCCUUCCUUUGAGUCCACUUGUGCAUCUACUCUUCUUGCUCAGCUUGUUGACUUUGCUGCUGCCUGUCGUCUAGACUAUGCCGCUAGUCUUGUUGCUGAGUCUGAGUCUGUCUGUCCUCCGUCCGUUGGGGGUGAGUGUGCUCUUCGCACGGACGUCCUUGAGGACAGGCAGGAGGACUUUGAGUGUCUUGCAGCUGCUGUACCUCAUCUCGUGGCCAUGCUUCUUGCCCCUGAGGGAGACCCGGAUGCUCCAGACAUCCCGACCUCGCGCUCUUACGCUGAGGUGAUCGCGGGUGAGUACUCCUCUCAGUCGCAGACAGCCAUGGACGCAGAGAUGGCAUCCUGGAAGUCCACACGCACUUAUGUCGACGAGGUUCCCCCACCUGGGGCAAACAUCGUCAGUGGCAUGUGGAUUUUAAGGGUGAAGCGGCCACCGGGUUCUCCGCCUCUCUUCAAGGCGCGUUACGUUGCACGAGGCUUCAGUCAGCGAUCCGGAUUUGACUUCUUCCAGACCUUCUCCCCUACCCCGAAGAUGACCACUCUUCGGGUACUACUGCACGUCGCUGCUCAGCGUGACUACGAGCUUCACUCUCUUGACUUUAGCACUGCUUUCCUACAGGGCAGCCUGCAGGAGGAGAUCUGGCUGCGCCGCCCACCUGGCUUCACUGGGUCAUUUCUUGCAGUACUACUGUUUCUACACACCGACACUUCACUGCCGCCGUUCUACAUCCUCGUGUACGUCGACAACUUGGUCUUUGCCACUAUUCACACUGCUGGACUCGCCCACGUGAAGUCGGAGCUACAGAGGAGACACACGUGCGCAGACCUGGGUGAGCUGCGCAGCUAUCUUGGUUUGCAGAUCACCCGGGAUAGAGCACAGCGCACCAUUACCUUGACUCAGUCACACAUGGUGCAGCAGCUCCUUCAGCGCUUCGACUUCAAGUACUCGUCACCACAGUCCACUCCUUUGCCUACUGGUCACUCGCUCUCAGCUCUGCCUUCGGAUGAGUCCGUAGAGCCGAGUGGCCCGUAUCCAGAGCUUGUGGGCUGCCUCAUGUACCUGAUGACCUGCACUCAACCUGACCUUGCUUACCCUCUUAGCAUCCUGGCACGCUACGCUGUGCCUGGGAGACACUGA
This is a messenger RNA of Closterium sp. NIES-65, 2142 nucleotides long. The record is from the annotation of a GenBank genome assembly. Lineage: Eukaryota; Viridiplantae; Streptophyta; Zygnematophyceae; Desmidiales; Closteriaceae.